AUGCGCAGCUCACGGCAUGACAUCGGCAUGUUGCAAGCGACUGCAAUUCUCUGGUUCUUUGUCUUCGGCUUCUUCGCCCUGCUUCUCUUAGUGCCUGCAACCAAGGCGCUCAUGCUCGAAGAGCUCGACCACCUGGUCAGCGUCCUGACGCACACCCACGCUGCAUAG
This is a messenger RNA of Epithele typhae, 168 nucleotides long. RefSeq lists its product as uncharacterized. The coding region runs from base 1 to 168 and encodes 55 amino acids. The transcript has 2 exons. The record is from RefSeq and is a predicted model, not a curated record. NCBI's taxonomy places the organism in Eukaryota, Fungi, Basidiomycota, Agaricomycetes, Polyporales, Epitheliaceae.